This is a messenger RNA of Ostrinia furnacalis (Asian corn borer), 1586 nucleotides long. RefSeq lists its product as uncharacterized. The transcript has 3 exons. The coding region runs from base 64 to 1068 and encodes 334 amino acids. The record is from RefSeq and is a predicted model, not a curated record. NCBI's taxonomy places the organism in Eukaryota, Metazoa, Arthropoda, Insecta, Lepidoptera, Crambidae.
CGGAGCAGUCACACAUCGCAUCUACUCUGUCACGCGACGCAUCGAAAGCGAAAACAAAAAAAAAUGUAUCGAAUACUCGCGAUCGUCAUUUUUUCUACCGUCGAAUGCGCGAACUAUCAGCGAUACGGCGAAACGACAGGGAAGUACCCAGCGUAUUCCACUAUAUCCAAUUUAUACGAACAGUUCCCGUACAAGGCUAACUACGGGAGUGAGUCAAACUUCCCCGAGGUGACCAGGUACCCUAACUAUAGUCCUGGAUAUUCGACGCCUAGCUACAACACUUAUAAUACAGGAAACAAUGGGAAUACAAACAGUUAUUAUAAUAAGCCAGGGUACGGAGUUAGCACGCCAGGGUACGGUCAAGAGUAUGGAGGAUACAGUUCAUAUGAGAUGCCGUUUAUGAAGGACAUAAGAGACUACUGCGUGAACAGGUCUCCCCAGACCGGGAUCCUGGUGGACAAUCUGAUGGGGAUUUGGUAUGGAGUGGAGUUCGUGCAGCAUCUAGCAGGGGACUCUAGGGUGGAUUACACGAAGACCUGCAUCGUGAUACACAUUUCAGAGCCUAUGGAACACCCUUCAACUGAGAACCAGUUGUUCCACGUCCAGCACAUAAACGCCAGGUUCCGCCAGCAGUUCAGGCACCUCCGACUUCUGUGGGACGAGGCGGGACAGACCAUCGAAUACGCGCUGUAUUUCAAGAAUGACUCUGCUGGGUACUGGCAAGUCUACGAUGGACAGAACGGAACUUUAACCAGCAGAUCGAACUACCAGCAGUUCAGCGGUACUAUCCAAGUCCUGAAGGCUGUGCAUGGCCACUUGGUCCUCAGCUUCUGCCAAGAGGCCAGCAACGGGCGACCAGCCCAGCUGUACUCCGUACUCUUCUCCCGAGACCCUGUUACCUUGGCCAGGUGGGAAAUCGAAUCUAUCCACACCAUACUUCAAAACAAAAAACUGUCGGUGGCUUCUAGAAGAAUGGUGUGUGGAAACAGCGCAGACAAACCCAUACAAAGCAUUAUGGUCAUCUCAGUCCUAUCUUGCCUCCUCGCUUAUGUUAUCGGUUCGUCAUAAUAUUCUAAGAAUCACCAAUUAAAACGACGAUCUCCAAAUUGCGAAACGUCUAUUUUUAGAAUUAAGUACCUACAUUAAAAACUGAAAGCGACUUAUCGUAAUGUAUUAUUUUAUUGUCUGUUAUUUUGUAAAUGUUGAUUUUAUAUUGAGUGACUCAUCUGGGCGAAUGUUUGUGUGAACUGAUAUUGUUAUUAUUAUUAAAUUACUGAUUUUAACGUUUUAUUAUGUCGAUGUGAAUAGGUAUUUUGCUCUUAAAGUGUCCUUACUUCUAAUAACUGUAGGUAGAGUCAGUAAUUUGGAUUUGAUUGUACGAAAAUAAGCAGGUAUGAGUAUAUUUCAUUGUAAUACACAAUAUCCAAGUAAAAUAGAGUUCUUUGACUCGGUUUGCGACCAACGUCUUGUUUGCAGAAAUAAUUCGUAUGUACUAACAAAGAACUAUGACGGAUGAUGAAAGACCACAUUAUGGGCUUGUUGUGUAAAUGUGACGAAAAAGAAACGAGUCAAACUAAACAUGGAAA